CUGCACGCUUCAGUUUCUGUGUUGCCUGCAGCGCGUGAGCAUACAAGUUUCUGACUGCCUGUUAAUCACUACGGAACUCGCUGUAGAGAUUACAUCACCGGGAGAACUUACGAACCACUUCUAUAUUUUACAUUCUUACGAACGCGGCGACGGAGAUUCAAGGCGUUGGAGAUAAGAUUUUCACCUUUGAAGAACUUUGUUUAGAGACAGUUAUUUCUAAGGAAAUUCCUCAAACUUAACGGUGGACAUAGGAGGUUGAUGCAUGGACUUUUGUGCAAAGAGGUUGACAGAGUGCUCGUCGUAAUUGUUGUACACGGUGUGAUGCUCUUGAAACAUUGAUUCCGUGUUUGGUAUCCCACGGUUUAAACUAAAAGCUUCCCUUUAGGACAUCACCAGCCAGCGGUGCGUAGCCAGCUCCUGGCGAGAUGGAUUAGUUAAUCGGCGUGGUUCUCUGAAAGUUUUAAGCGUUGGAUAUCGUCCUCAUUGUAUUUAACGAGGAUUCGUUUCUGAGAGAUAACAGAAAAAUGGAGGAAGACGACAGCCCGCAAGAAAACGGGAUUCAGAAUCCCAGGGACUCGGACCGCCAACUAAGGUUGCGACUUUGUGUUCUAAAUGAGAUUUUGAACACCGAGAGGGAUUACGUGCGCACACUUGUUUUCCUCCAGUCGGCCUUCCUGCAGCGGAUCAAACAAACUCCAAAUGAUCAGCAGUGUCUCACGCCCGAGCAAGUGAAGAUCCUCUUCUCCAACAUUGAGGUGAUCAUGGAGCUCCAUAAGGAGCUGCUGAACGCGGUGGAGUCCAGCCUGCAGCCAGAGCCCCAUCCACAGCAUGCCCUGGGACACGUGUUUGUGCAUUUUAGAGGCAGAUUCUCGGUGUACGGAGAGUACUGCAGCAACCACGAGAAAGCCCUCCGCCUGCUCAUGGAGCUCAACAAGAUCCCGCACAUACGCACCUUCCUGCUGCACUGCAUGCUGCUGGGAGGAAAGAAGUCCACCGACGUGCCGUUGGAGGGCUACCUGCUCUCACCCAUCCAGAGAAUCUGCAAAUACCCACUCCUGCUGAAGGAGCUCCUGAAGCGCACCCCUAAGAAGCAUAAAGACUACCCUGGGGUGGAGGAGGCCCUGCAGACCAUGAAGGCCGUGUGCUCCAACAUCAACGAGACCAAGAGGCAGAUGGAGAAGCUGGAGGCCCUCGAGCAGCUGCAGUCCCACAUCGAGGGAUGGGAGGGCACCAACCUGACGGACAUCUGUACAGAGCUGCUUCUCCAUGGCAACCUGUUAAAGAUCUCGGCAGGGAACAUCCAGGAAAGGGUCUUCUUCCUGUUUGACAACCUGCUGGUGUAUUGCAAGAGGAAGUCCAGAGUUUCAGGGAAGAAAUCCACGAAAAGGACCAAAUCGAUCAAUGGCCCACAGUACCUGUUCAGAGGCAGAAUAAACACAGAGGUCAUGGAGGUGGAGAACGUGGAGGAUGGAACAGCGGACUAUCACAGCAACAACUACACGGUGACCAACGGCUGGAAGAUCCACAACACGGCCAAGAACAAGUGGUUUGUGUGCAUGGCCAAGAACGCGGAGGACAAGCAGAAGUGGCUGGACGCCAUCCUGAAGGAGCGAGAGCAGAGAGAGAGCCUGAAACUGGGCAUGGAACGGGAUGCCUAUAUGAUGAUCGCUGAGAAGGGAGAGAAGCUCUACCACAUGAUGAUGACCAAGAACCGGAACCUCAUCAAGGACCGGCGCCGCAAGCUGACCAACGUGCCCAAGUGCUUCCUGGGAAAUGAGUUUGUAGCCUGGCUCCUGGAGACUGGGGAGAUUAGUAAAGCUGAGGAAGGAAUCAACUUGGGCCAGGCUCUUCUAGAGAACGGCAUCAUCCAUCACGUGUCUGACAAGCACCAGUUUAGGAACGAGCAGGUGCUCUACCGUUUCCGUUACGACGACGGCACCUACAAAGCCAGGAGCGAGAUGGAGGACAUCGUUUCCAAGGGAGUGAGAAUCUACUGCCGUUUGCACUGUCUGUUUACGCCCGUCAUCAAAGAUCGAGAUUACCACCUAAAGACCUUUAAGUCUGUGUUGCCUGCCAGCAAGCUGGUGGAUUGGCUUGUAGCUCAGGGCGACUGCUCUACACGUGAGGAUGCCGUUACCCUGGGCGUCGGCCUCUGUAACCAUGGCUUCCUGCACCACGUGCUGGAGAAGAGCGAGUUUAAAGACGACACGCAGUUCUUCCGUUUCUACGCCGACGAGGAGAUGGAGGGCACCAGCACCAAGAGCAAGCAGCUGCGCAACGACUUCCGCCUCAUCGAGAACAUCCUCGCCAAGACGCUGCUGAUUCACCCAGAGGAGGAAGACUACGGUUUUGAGAUCGAGGAGAAGAACAAAGCCAUUGUGGUUAAGAACGUGACUCGGGGCUCUCAAGCAGAGAUGGUGGGGCUGCAGCCAGCGAGGAAGAUCUUCUCCAUUAACGAGGACCUGGUGUUCCUGCGGCCCUUCUCUGAGGUGGAGGCGCUCAUCAACGCCGCCUUCUGCAAGCGCCGCACCCUACGCCUGCUAGUGGCCACCAAGAGCAAAGAGCUUGUGAAGAUCCCCGAUUGCCCGGACAACCUGUCAUUCAGGCUGAAAGGCGCCUGUCCACCCUACGUGUCUGCCAUCAGAAAAGGUGGAGAGGCAGCAGCCGCGGGGCUGCAGGUGGGCCAUUGUGUUCAGAAGGUGAACGGCAGCAGCGUCAGCCAGCAGAGCUGCGUGGAGGUGAUGGAGCACUUCAGUGCCCAGCCAGCCAAUCAGGAGCAUCCAGAGCGGGCCUUGGGACAUUGGGUGUACAGGGUCAUUGAUGAUGUGGAGGAGGAGAGGUCAGCUAGUCCCUCUGAGUUUACGGCAGUGCCAGAGGACCACUGCACCAACGGAACAGGUCUGGCGCUGCUGUCUCUGUCGGAGGGGCCGCUGGUGAGCCUGAUGGUGGAGAACGCGCAGCUGGAGCACGGCGUGGUGUACGAGUACAUCAACACGGCCGGCGUCAAGAGCCACGUGCUGGAGAAGAUGGUGGAGCCCCGCGGCUGCUUCAGCCUCACCGCCAAGAUCUUGGAGGCGUUUGCGCGGGAGGACGGGCAGUUUGUGCGUAACUGCAGCCAGCUGAUGUCCCAGAGUGAGCGCGUGUCCUCCAUGCCGCAGUACGAGUUCAGGAACAUCUGCGAGACCAAGCUGGGCAGCAUCCACCGCCGCAUCUCCAGCUACCAGCAGUUUGCUGAGGAGCUGAAGACGAAAGCCUGGCCCUCGUUCAAGCAGGCCAACAGCAGGCCUCACGCGCUGGGCUGCAUGGACUUCGUCCCCACCAACUGCCACCUGAACGUCAUGCAGGUGUCCUGCCCCAAGAACAGCACCUCCACCGGCCGCGCCUUCAGCAUCCGCUUCGGACGCAAGAACUCCAUCUUCGGACUGGACCCCGACCAGGUGAACAUCAACCCCAUGUCCCACACGGUGCACUGCGUCACCUCCAUGGGCGCGCCGUCCUGGCGCAGCUGGGGCCUGAACGAGGAGGAGGAGGGCGAGAGCUUCGACGAGAGCCUGAGCUGCGGCGAGGGCAACCCGUACGGCGGCUACGGCCACGGCGAGGGCGGCCUCAGCUUCCUGCUCAAGCAGGAGGACACGGAGAGCCAGGACGCCUACCUCAACCUCUACAACCGGCUGGACGUGGCCGUGCGCGAGAUGAGGCAGUACGUCACGCAGAUCGAUGUGCUGCUGUCCUCCAUCACGGAGCCCACCCAGCCCCAGGAGGGAGACCCCCCCGCCUACGACCACACCACCCAGACCAUCCUGGAGGACUCGGAGCUGGAGCGGGUGGAGUCGGGGGGGAAGCGCGUCUGCUUCAAGGUCAACGAGGACGAGCAGGAGGACUCGGGCCACGACACCAUGAGCUACAGAGACUCGUACAGUGAAUGCAACAGCAACCGUGACUCCGUCCUGUCCUACACAAGUGUCCGCAGUAACAGCUCCUACCUGGGCAGCGACGAGAUGGGCUCAGGUGACGAGCUUCCCUGUGACAUGAGGAUUCCUGUCGACAAGCAAGACAAACUCCACGGGUGUCUGGAGCACCUGUUCAACCAGGUGGACUCCAUUAACAGCCUUUUCAAAGGGCCAGUCAUGACCAAGGCCUGCGAGGAGACCAAGCACUUUUAUGCUGACCAGCCAGAAUUCCGACAAACAGAUGACUGGACGGCGCGGUGUCGGUACAUUAUCCACAAGAACAUCCAGGAGGACCCCUGGAACCUGCCCAACUCCAUUCGGACGCUGGUGGACAGCCUGCAACGCUCCGUUGAGGAGGGGAAGAAUCAGCUCCUCUUGGCCCUGCUGAAGUGUACAGACACGGAUCUGCAGCUGCGGCGCGAUGCCAUCCUGUGCCAGGCGCUGGUGGCGGCGCUGGUGGCGCUGGCGGAGCAGCUGCAGGCGGCGCUGACGCUGCGCUACAACCACAGCGGCGAGUACGAGGAGGACAGCAUGGAGGUCAGCCGCAAGUGGCUGGAGCAGAUCGCCGCCAUCGGCGUCCUCUUCAACUUCCAGUCCACGCUCUCCUCGCACGUGAGGGAGGAGCGCACCAUGCUGGAGGACACCAAAGCUGCGCUGGCAGACCUGGAUAAAGUCACCGUGGUGUUCAGACAACAAGGGGAUGAAUGUCUGGUGGCAAACACACCAGUGUAUUAUGAGGUGGAGGGCAACAGGCAGUCCAUUAGAGUGUUAUUCUUCCUGAACAGCAGCCAUUUCAAUGAGCUGCCCUCUCGCCUGCAGAAUGGCGGCAGCCUGAAGCUUCACUCUGUGCUGUUUUCUCGCGCUAUGGAGAAGUCAGAGGGAGUGGCCAUGCCAGACUCGGUGUCCAUGGAGGAGUUCCAACAGCGGACCAACGGUCUGUCUCUAGAGAGGGUCAAGGCCUACUACAGAAAGCUCAGGGCAUUUUACCUUGAGAAAUCCAACCUCCCCACCGAGUCCCACAAAACUGCCAUGAAGAUUGAUCAGCUGCUGCGGCCGCUGAACACGCUGGACGACCUGUGUCGCCUGAUGCAGACCUACGUGAACGUGAAGGCCGGCUCGGGGAGCCACCCGUCCGGCGUCAGCGUGCUGCUGGUGUCCGCCGAGCUGUGCAACCGCCUGGGCUCCUGCCACAUCACCAUGUGCGCCACGGGCAUGCAGAGGUGCACUCUGAGCGUGUCUUUGGCUCAGGCUCAAAUCCUGGCACGGAACCACGGACUGAUCCCGCGCUGCCUCAUGCAGACCAUGGAUAUCAUGCGCAAGCAGGGCACCAGAGUGGAAAUAUCGGCAAAGAAUCUGAAGGUGAUGGACCAGAUGCCUCCAACUGCUCCAAGGCUCUUCAGACUGUGUCUCCCACCUACAGAUGGAGAUCUGUAGACCUGCCGCCAUCAGUAUUUUUAGCUCACUUUGCUUUUUAAACAGCCCUUUCAGUUUUGAAGUGACAAGGCGACAAGAGAGACCUCUCAGUUAUAGCGAGGACGGCUUUGGCAGAACAAUUCCCGGCACUGACUCAGGCAGAACUGGAACCUUGAUACUCUCCUCUCCUGGAAUCCUUUCGCGACCCCUGCUGACCCGUCUGGACCUGGAGCUUCUCCCCGUGGCCAGGGCAGUCCUGUGAGUGGAUGCCCAGGAGGGCUGCCACUGAUGUGGGGUCACUGCUCCACCACCACAAACCCCCCCCCCCAACCCCCCUCGCCUGAUUUCACUGACAAACCCUCCCUCUCCUGAGGAAGUCCUCAGCCCCUCACUCUGCCCAUGUGGCUAGAUAGAGACUGGCCCCUGUGCAGUAAUUUCUCACUCCUCUACAAUAAUCCGGACCCCUGCUGUGCCUGAAACUCUCCCGCUGCAUCUGCAGGUCUCUGCGUCUGACCAGAACGCCUGGACUCUUCUCUGUGUCUGCAUGUCCGAGGCGUCCUGCUCUCCUCUCCGCCCCUCACACACGGAGAAUGUGCAAUUACUGUAGUUUAGCAUGUGGCACUCUGCACUAUUCACCCAGCGAGGGGACUGUCUCGUUUUUAAAAAACAAGAGUGUAUUUAUUGUCCAAUUAUAUCAGGAAUAGUGAAUUAACUUGAAACAUUCCAGCCUAAAUGUCCUACAGCAGUUUAUGGACCAAUGACCACCGAGUGUUUUAGACGUGGAUAUGUGGUCUAUGAGAGGUUUUUAUUCUGUUAGCCACAGUAAUGCUAAUUUAUGUUGAAGUUAAAUACUUAGUGUGCUAUAUGUCACUUACCCACUGCUGAAAUUCAGGGAACACAACACAAAAUAUGACACAAAAAAUGGGAAAACAAGCUAAUCACUGAGCUGGUUGAAGCUAUAGUCUUAUGAAUGCCCUUGUGGCCAACUGUUUUGUCUAUUUCCAUUGCUUUUUCUUUUUUUUUUUUAACAGUUGAAUCUUACUCGUAAUAUUUUUAGCUUUUUAGCCUGAAGUUCUUUCCUGACAGUUGUUUUAAUAAUGCUAGAGGACAGGAUGAGGUCCACGAUUUCAUUUCCUUUUGAUGCUAUUUAUGUGUCCGUCUCAGAGCACAAAGAGGUUCUGUCACUCGCCAGUGUUUGAGACAUGUCCUGUACUGUAUGUACUGUACAUUUUUGGAGUUAGAUGACAACAAAGGGAUCAUGAAGUAUAAACUGUAGACGGUAGCAUUAUUUUAUUGAAGUUUUCUUAUUUUUCUUGUGUAUGUGUACAUAACAAUGUCUAUAGCAGAGCAACUACCAUACAGUAUAAUGCUUAUGAGGAAGGGCAGUUCUAUAAUUUAAAUUUUAAUAAUAUUAAAAAGAGAUUAUAAUAUGUAAAGCA
This is a messenger RNA of Sardina pilchardus (European sardine), 6802 nucleotides long. It is a transcript of the gene prex1, whose product is annotated as phosphatidylinositol-3,4,5-trisphosphate-dependent Rac exchange factor 1. Gene Ontology annotation, cellular component: plasma membrane. The transcript has 40 exons. NCBI's taxonomy places the organism in Eukaryota, Metazoa, Chordata, Actinopteri, Clupeiformes, Clupeidae. Gene Ontology annotation, molecular function: guanyl-nucleotide exchange factor activity; protein binding; GTPase activator activity. Gene Ontology annotation, biological process: G protein-coupled receptor signaling pathway; regulation of signaling; positive regulation of GTPase activity. The record is from RefSeq and is a predicted model, not a curated record. The coding region runs from base 525 to 5384 and encodes 1619 amino acids.